UCGGACAUGACGUUUGCGGAAGUUAAUUUAAACACAAAGAUGGCUGAAGAGGAGAGUUCGUUCUCCGAGUUUGAGCGAAUUGACUUUCUCAAAGACAGACAUGUACGAUUCUUUCAGAGAUCUCUGCAGGUCUUGCCCGAAAGAUAUUCGUCUUUGGAGACGAACAGGUUGACCAUCGCAUUCUUUGCCCUCUCUGGCCUUGAUGUUCUCGAUGCCUUGGAUGUUGUGGACAAGUCGGCGCUGAUAGAGUGGAUUUACUCACAUCAAGUCCUUCCCACCGAAGACAAAUCAAACACCGGACGCUGUGGAUUCCGUGGCUCAUCAUACAUGGGAGUCCCCUACAACCCAUCCAAGGGUCCAGGCUUGCCCCACCCCUACGACAGCGGCCACGUGGCCAUGACGUAUACGGGACUCGCCAGUUUGCUCAUCCUGGGUGACGACCUGAGCCGGGUGGAUAAGGAGGCAUGCCUGUCGGGGGUGAAGGCCUUGCAGCUGGAGGAUGGCAGCUUCUACGCCGUGUCGGAAGGGAGCGAAAAUGACAUGAGGUUUGUUUAUUGUGCGGCCUGCAUCUGCUACAUUCUCGACGACUGGUCAGGGAUGGACGUGGAGAGGGCUGCCCGGUACAUCCGCAGCAGCUUGUCUUACGACAACGGGAUUGGGCAGGGAGCCAGCCUGGAGUCCCACGGAGGCUCCACGUUCUGCGCCAUAGCAACGCUGUGCCUGAUGGGAAAACUGCAGGAAACGCUCACAGAGCGCGAGCUGAACCGCAUCCGCCGCUGGUGCAUCAUGCGGCAGCAGAGCGGCUUCCACGGCCGGCCCAACAAGCCCGUGGACACGUGCUACUCGUUUUGGGUCGGAGCCGUCCUCCAGCUACUAGAUGUUUUCCAGUACUCUAAUUUUGAGAAGAACCGGAACUACAUCCUGUCGACGCAGGACCGCCUGGUCGGUGGGUUUGCCAAGUGGCCUGACAGCCAUCCAGAUCCUCUGCAUGCCUACUUCGGCAUCUGCGGCCUUUCCCUCCUCGGCGAGUCCAGCCUACGACGCAUGCACCCAGCCCUCAACGUGAGCGAGAGGGCCUUGCAGCACCUGCAGCAGCUGCACCGGACGUGGAGCGAGUCCUGCACAUGACAGCCCGUCUCCCCAGCCCGUCUCCGAGCCACACCGGCCCACCUACAGACACCACCUUAGCAAUAUUAACCUUAGUGGGUCGCUUAAGUUGGCACUGGUGUUGUGUCGAAUGGAGGGGAAGACCAUGCAUAAAUUAUCGUGUCCAACUGCAUCAAUUAUUAACAUCUGCCAGUGAAUCGACACUUGACCCAGUUGAACUGGUAUGGUUUAGCUUCACUGGAUUUCAGCGGUGCCCCAUCCUCCCCACAUUAUUUUUUUUUUAAUGCAUACUUUGGGUUGUCUUUUUUUUUUACUUUUUGCCUUUCUGGUGUUUUUUCCUUUGGUUCAGAAGGUGUUUAACAACGGCAUGGCUUACUUGAUGGUUGACUUAGUGGAAUUCACACUUAGGGGUUUGGUGCUGGUUUAAGGUCUUGUCUGCCAUGAUUUGUGUGAGGUUGCAGCUCUGUUUAGUACCAGAAGACAGUCUCUCAUCGGUGAGAUAGUGGGGGUAUGUUCAGCUGGUCUCCAAGAUCCAGCUGUAGGGAAACUCAGGACUGGACACCCCUGUCCUGCGUGCUGGGCUAAAAGACAGACAAAUGUUAGCUUUGUGCUUCGUGAAACCGCAUAAACUCUGUCCAUUUGAUUAAAUCACUGUUUUGUACACAGAAUGAUCUUGGGUGUCCUUCCACAUGCCUGCAUGUGUCAGAAAUAUCAACAGGUUGGGUUGCAGGGAAAGUGUAAUGUUCCAGGUUUGGACAGGCAGAAGACGACGGACAGCUGCGAACAGCUAGAGUUGGCUGUCGGUGGCGCUGGGGUAACAUCACACGUGGAGAAGGGGGAGGUGGUCUGCUCCCCGCAAGCCAAACUUCAUCCUCGUGCUUAUUAAAGACUGCAAGAAAAGGUAGCUUGCAGCUUUGAAGAUUUAGAAGGACUUGUUGAGGCAGGAUGUUGGGGAACCAGAGUGUUUUUCCAUAUGAAAGAAUCUGUCUCCUGCCUUUGUUCUGGAAUCAUUUUACCAUGGAGGUUAAACUACGACAAUCUCAAUUUCUUACAAUCUCUUAAUUUCCUACAAGUGCAGCCAAAAUUCAAGGUGAUUAGUUUCCACAUAACCACCAAUAAAAACACUUUUUUUCA
This is a messenger RNA of Paramormyrops kingsleyae, 2241 nucleotides long. RefSeq names its product protein geranylgeranyltransferase type I, beta subunit (gene pggt1b). The record is from RefSeq and is a predicted model, not a curated record. NCBI's taxonomy places the organism in Eukaryota, Metazoa, Chordata, Actinopteri, Osteoglossiformes, Mormyridae. Gene Ontology annotation, cellular component: CAAX-protein geranylgeranyltransferase complex. Gene Ontology annotation, molecular function: CAAX-protein geranylgeranyltransferase activity. Gene Ontology annotation, biological process: protein geranylgeranylation.